Messenger RNA from Pestalotiopsis fici W106-1, 897 nucleotides. RefSeq lists its product as uncharacterized. The transcript is spliced from 3 exons. Gene Ontology annotation, biological process: regulation of transcription by RNA polymerase II. NCBI's taxonomy places the organism in Eukaryota, Fungi, Ascomycota, Sordariomycetes, Amphisphaeriales, Sporocadaceae. Gene Ontology annotation, molecular function: RNA polymerase II cis-regulatory region sequence-specific DNA binding; DNA-binding transcription factor activity, RNA polymerase II-specific. Bases 1 to 897 code for a protein of 298 amino acids. The record is from RefSeq and is a predicted model, not a curated record. Gene Ontology annotation, cellular component: transcription regulator complex; PcG protein complex.
AUGGCAGCAUCUAUAUACACAAGUCAGCCUGGUGCUCACUACGGUUACCCUCAGCCUCCGCCUUCGCCUCCGAUAGACGAGGCCUCAAAAUGCUCGCUUCCCUCUAUCUCGAACCUGUUGGUGGUGGCCGAUGCUGGAUCCCCGACAACGGAGAGCUCUCCAGUUUCUCUACAGCAGUCACAGCAAGCUUCCUCGAUCAAGUCUGAGACACGGCCCAACUCAUCUCACUACGGCAACAAUGCCUCAUCAAGAGCAGCCAUGCCGCCAACCCCUCCCAUGAGCACCGAUGCCUCGUUCGAGGGCCACGCAUCGCCUUCGACCAGAUCAGUCAGCCAAGUGUCUGUAGUUUCUGCACCAAACUACUACUACGAGUCUACGCCGCCCUUGGAGACAGAGAUCCAACGCCACCAAAUGACGGCUGCCACUAUCCCUCGAGUACCUGUUCAAGCCCCAGCAUACUCUCACCAGCCAUAUGCAGCUCCAUCUUACAUGAGCCAGCCCUCUUUGGCCUACUACCAGCCAGCACCCUCGGCUCAGCCUCAAAUAUCUGGACUCUACUACCAGAGACCCUUGCCUCAGCAGGCCUUCCCCCCUAUGGCUGUCUCUGUGCCUCUACCACCUGCUUCUGGACCUAACCCAUGGCAACACCACCACUACAUCUCGCCUUCCUCGGCAGCAUCCUUCCCUCAGUCCCAGGAUCGCUACAUUUGCCAGACCUGCAACAAGGCCUUCUCGCGUCCUAGCUCGCUCCGCAUCCACAGCCACUCUCACACCGGAGAGAAGCCGUUCAAGUGCCCUCAUUCUGGUUGCGGAAAGGCCUUUAGCGUCAGGAGCAACAUGAAGAGACACGAGCGUGGAUGCCACAACUUCGAGGCUAGCAGCUCGGGCAUGCGAUAA